Molecule: messenger RNA, 6889 nt
Organism: Haplochromis burtoni (Burton's mouthbrooder)
Lineage: Eukaryota; Metazoa; Chordata; Actinopteri; Cichliformes; Cichlidae
Gene: rx1
Product: retinal homeobox gene 1
Exons: 4
Coding region: 3560-4636 (358 amino acids)
Biological process (GO): positive regulation of transcription by RNA polymerase II
Molecular function (GO): RNA polymerase II cis-regulatory region sequence-specific DNA binding; DNA-binding transcription factor activity, RNA polymerase II-specific
Source: RefSeq, a predicted model, not a curated record
AUCACGGGGACUUACACUGUCAUCUGAUAAAACUAAGCAGCUUGAUAACUACACUGCCCCUUCUUAACCAAUUUAUGCUCAGUCGGGAUAACAGAGAAACUACGUAAGGUCAAAAAUGUAUUAACGUCAUCUCAGGAUAAGUUAGCAUUUAGUCUAUCAUUGCUUUAUAAGCUUGUAGGCAGUAAGAUUCAGUCUUGACUCUGAACUAAGAGGAAUAGUUCAGAGAAAAUACAUUUCCUUUUUGUGCGUCAGCACUUAAUUUAUGGGUUUAAAUCUAUAUGAUUAUUUGUGUUGUUUAAAGGCGGCUCUAAUAUUCUGUUAUUACACCGAAACUGAAUCUCUGCCAUGGACGCUACACUCUUUGGCCUUGUUUAGAUAACAUGAGUGAAUUAUGGGCUGAAAACAUACCUAUUCAUUUUGUUAAUGCAUUGGCUACAGCAGUACUACAGCAGUACUACAGCAGUACUACUGCAGUACUACUGCAGUACUACUGCAGUACUUCACACUGUGCACUGCAGUGGUGAGGUUACCCUGUCAGUGGUGUUGAAAACUUACAGCUGGUACUGUCAAUCAAAAUCAGCUUCAAAAUUACAGAUUUUUUAAUUCUACUCAUUCUUCCUUGACAAAAACUAGAUUACCCACAAUGCAUCUACACCUCUUUGGUAUCCUGCUAGUGGGGGAGUAAAAAAUGUUGAUCAGUUCACUUGUCUCUUACUUCUUGCUGUCUUCACCCCCACGUUAACUUCCCUGAUGUCCAGAGGUGCGAAAUAAUGAAGUGUAAAUACACUGUAACUGUUAGGUAGAGUUUCCAGUACCCAUGAUUUACUUGAGUGUUUAUUUUUACUCUUAGCUCCUUCAUUUUAAGGCAUAUAUCUUUACUUUGUACUCCUUACGUUUUCUUUCGCUGGUUACUUUAGUUUUAAAUCAUUUGAGGGGGAGUUAUUGAGUGUUUAACAUCCUAAAUAGGAGCUGUAGCUCAGGAGGUGGAGUAGGUCGUCUAAUUAUAAUUGGAAGGUUUGAUUCCCGGCUCCUCCAAUCUGCAUCCUCGGGCAAAAUGCUGAACGCUACGUUUCCCCUGAUGCAUUUGAGUGAGUGUGUGAAUGUGAUUGUAUGAGUGGGUGAAUGAAAAGAUGCUAUAAAAGUACCAGUUCACAUAAAAACACAGUGCAUCCAACACCAGUGCUUAUCAUGCAUGACAGAUGGAGAAGAGUUGGAGAUGUUAGGCAGCAUCGUUUACAGUCUGUUUAGGUGUGAAGUCACUCGGUUAGCUUUAGACUUUGAUGCUUUGAGCACAUUUGAACUUUUAAUAAAGAAUUUGUAUCAGUGCUUCAUCUUCUCCCAGAGCCUUUUUUCCAACACAAGUGUCUGUACUUGUACUUAAGUGAAGAAUGCGCGUAGGUUGCCAACUCUGCUCAAGUGACACAAGAUCACAUGGACAGGACUUGCUCGUUGCCGCCGUAGCUGGCGGAUGAGAAAGCUCCAAAUUUAGCAGGGUGAUCUGCAGGUGAAGCGUUUGCUGUCUCCACUGACAUGCAAAUAGACAUUUUACUGCGGGGCAUGUGCAGAAAAAAUACAGUCCUUUGUAGCACAGAAGUGUAACAUAAAAACAAAAAGACUGUGACGAGGAAUUUGAAAUGAUCACGGGACAGUUUCUUCUCAAAAAACAAAUUUGCAUUUUGAUAUCUCUCGUCAGAGCUGUGUCUACACGAAUCUGAGGAAGGUCCGAGUUUUAGAUUCAAUUGUGCGUUUAUCUGUAUCUGUCUUUAUUUUGAGAUAUGUCUGAGGUCAGAGGAAAUCUCUUUAGCGUCUUUAGAGUCGGUGCUAAUUUCUGUGACGCUAAGCCAGGGUCAACUUUGAGGUCUGUGGCCUUCAAACUCUGUGCCCUCCCUCCCAGCCUUUUGCGCUGUGGUCUCUUGAGAAACACCACUCAGUCAAAUGAAAUAACCCUCAGGUGAUAAUGUCCCUUUACGUUUUUUUUCUGCUUCUAUGAAAUAGUUUGAAUCUAUGGUCUUAAAUGGACGUGGCAUUUUUAAUCAGAGAUUGUGUAGAUGUUCUGUGUCACCACAGGUAUUUUCUGUCACCUAUUCCACUGUUUAAGCAUAUUUGAAAUAUAUUUAGUGGGUUUUCCAAAGCCAAGGCAGUUCUUGUCUUUGUUACAGUUAUCUUUGAGCUGAUGGAUGAUGUCUUAUUUUGACUGAUUUGAUUAACUGUGGAGCCAUUAAACCCAGAGGUGGGUCGAGUAUCCAAAAAUUGUACUCAAGUAAGAGUAGCAUUACUUUAAAAUAUUAUUACUCGAGUAAAAGUGAAAAGUAGUCGUCAAAAAAGUUACUCAAGUAAGAGUAAAAAAGUACUUGGCGAAAAGACUACUCAAGUAGCGAGUAACCGUUUGAAAUGUCCGAUUUAUUUUUUAAAUAAAUGUUAUCAGACAAACAAAAAUAAAUAAAUAUACAAAUGUUACCAUUAAUUUAAACCACACUGUAAAACAUUAGCUCUCUUUUUAAUCCAUUUAAACAACUGACUGGCUUCCAUUAAUCUCUUUCAGUGGGUGGUUCAUGCAAACUUGCUUUAUAUGCAAAUAAAACAAAACUGAAAUGACAGAACAAGAAAAGGAGAAUUAAAGGUUUAAAUAUCGCAGGCUGCCGAUAAUAAAAGUUUAUGUCUAAUAACGGAAUAAAAACAGUGCAUAUAAAGUAGAAAAAUCAGAAAUUAAGAUGGUAAAUAAUUACAUGCAUCAAGCCUGAUCUGUUUCAAAUGAUAUAUUUUGAGUACAUCAGUGGUUACGUUGCUGCACUUUGCUUUUUAGUUUGUAGUUAAUAAAACUAGUAGUAGCACAACUUCCCUGCAAAUCAGACAGAGAACCAACACAUGUUGUAUUUUACAUUUUUAUUACACAAAAUAAACCUCGCGGUAAAUUGUUUUCUUUUUGUUGUUGUUCUAUUGUGUGCAUUACAAUUUCACCUUUUCCUUUCUUGCGGUAUUUUCACACAAAGGGGUCCCGGCAGUGAUUAGUGAAAACUUUGAGCGAUUCUUUUGUCUUUAAAACAAUAAAUUUAUGAAAGAAAGUCUCGUCCGGGCUUCGUUAGCCGGGCCUUCUCCGUCGGGGGUAAAUGAAAAUGACAUUUAAAACAGUUUCUUAAGCAGAAAACAGCCGCCAAUCACUCUUAAAGGGGAAGGAUUGCAAUUAACAGCCCUCUCCUAAUCCCCUCGUUUCACCUCCUACGCCGCCUCAGCUUUGUCCACCUCUCUCUCUCCGGCUCACUCCUCUCCCACUCUCCUCUCUGAGCUGGAGUGGAUAGCGUCUGAACUCAGCUACUAAAUGCUCUUUACCAUUGGAGUGCAUCUAUUUGGGGCUGUUUGUCACACAAAGCGAACAUAUUUAGAGAAAUGCUAGGCAAUCAACGCCAGCUGAGCGACUGCAGGCGGUGCACAUAGCGGAUCUGGGAAGAGUGAAGUUGGAGGGAGAGCUGCUGAGAGGAACAGGUGGAGCACUGGCAUCAGUAACUUCAGUACUUCAGCAUAUUUACUUCCAAGAGGCCCAGGUGAUUGCCCAGACGCUCGAAUGCAUUUAUCGCUGGAUACCAUGAGCAUGGUGGACGACAGCUGCCUCUCGCCCAGCAAUUUCCACGAACUGGGUAAAGGUGGGGGCGUUGCAGUGGGAGGCCGCGUCCACAGCAUCGAUGUCAUCCUGGGUUUCAGCAAAGAGCAGGACCCCUUGCUAAGUCCCGCCACGGCCCCCGGACCCCACAAAGUGAACAUAGACAGCCUGGCGGAGACCGGGAAGCAGCUGGAGCCCUCGUCGCACCCGUCCUACAGCGGGCACCUUUCCUCUCUGAGAAGCAGCAGCGGCACAGAGCAGCAGCAGUACCACGACUCCGGCUUAUUUGCAAACAAAUGUGAUCAGGAACUGAGCGAGCUGAGGAAGAGUAUAGAGAGCGAUGAAGGCAAGUCUCCGGACCCAAGCAAGGAUGAGCAGCCCAAGAAGAAACACAGGCGCAACCGCACCACCUUCACCACCUACCAGCUGCACGAGCUGGAGCGUGCCUUUGAAAAGUCCCAUUACCCAGACGUGUACAGCCGCGAGGAGCUCGCCAUGAAGGUGAACCUCCCCGAAGUCCGAGUUCAGGUCUGGUUUCAGAACCGUAGGGCUAAAUGGCGCCGGCAGGAAAAGAUGGACGCCAGCACCAUGAAGCUCCACGAUUCACCCAUGCUCUCUUUCAACCGUCCGGCACCAGUUCACACCAGCAUGGGUCCAAUGACCAACUCCCUCCCCUUGGAACCCUGGCUGACCUCUCCCCUGUCCAGUGCUACACCUGUGCACAGUAUCCCAGGCUUCAUGGGUCCAGCUCAAGGCCUCCAGCCCAGCUACCCAAGCCACCAUUUCCUCAACUCCACCCCCCACGGUCCUCACGGUCCUCACGGUCCUCAUGGUCCUCAUCCACACCCUCACACUCAUCCCCAUCCGUCCAUGGGUCAGGGGAUGCAGAGCAUGGCUCCUCCUCCUUAUCAGUGUCCAGCACCAUACCCUGAAAAGUACCCUUUGGAGGAUGUGGACCAGCGCAGCUCCAGUAUUGCUGCACUGAGGAUGAAAGCCAAGGAACACAUCCAGUCUAUGGACAAGACCUGGCAACCCAUGUGACUAACGAGCUCGGCGGUCGACGUGAGCAAUGCUGGAAGUGACACGUCACGUGCUACGCCACUAAGUGAAAGAAGCGGAUUCUGAACUGUGAAAGCUGAGGACGUAAGAAUUUUUGUUUGGGGGGGAGACUUUAUUUUCUUUUCUACUUCUUCCCCCUUAAAAAACAGCUGAAACCUUCAGCGGGUUAAAAGUUUCCGAUAUUUUUGCUCGUCCAAUCUCUAGGUGUCUAUUGUUGCCUUGGGUUCGUUAAAAACAAAUGUCUUCUUGGUGAAACAAACGGUUUAUGACACCUAGAAGUAUUUCCGAGUCACAAACAGGCUCUGAGUGCACGUUUCAUGCCUGAGCCUUUGCUGCAGCUCUUUGGGUGCACCAACAGUGAAGACACGCUAUAUCAUUAAAAACUGCCAAAAUGCGGGAAUUCUUAUUCAUCACUUUUCAUUUAUCCAAAUCAUUUGAGUCGAGCAAAAUAUCAUUCUCAUGCUUUUCUUUUCUAAUUUUUUUACACCACAUUUGUGUUUUUACUAAUUAGUCCAGCUGUCGAAUUUUCAUGGGUCUGCAAAUCAGAGUCUUAGAGGACUUUGUGAAUGGACCUUUGGUCUCUGUUUAAUGUGAAAUCGAGGCAUGAAGACACACUACAGUGUCACUGCUCAUCUCACUAAUCUGUUUAGUUAUAAAAGCCGUGUAGCUGGUUUUCGUUUUAUGUCCACCUGUUCUAUGAUUUAUGUUUCUACUUGCUACGCAGUUUAGAUACGCGAGUCCAUGUUUUAGAUAUCUUGGUGUGACUGGAAGAAGAUGAUCAGUGAGGAGAAGCUUCUUUAAGAGAUCUUCAUCUGGUGGGAAAAGGGUCACCUCAACUGGGACCGGGAAUAUACCAAAAAUAUUUCUGCACGGAUACAUUUUUUCUGACUUGUGCUUUAAAGAAGGGAGGAAGCAGAAGAAAGGCAGAGGAAGUAGACAAAAAAACGCAGGCUAGUCAGCGGAGUAGCCCUCUUUUUGCUUGAGUGACUGUUGGAGGAGAAAACCUGUUGGCAGCUCAGUGUUGGUGGCUGCGUGUACGUGCAGGGCAGCAGAAAGAGCCCUGUGUGAUGCGUCACCCCACAUAGUUCAGUCUUUGUUCGACACAAUUGAUCCAAGUGCAUCCUCUUUGUCCCGAACAGAAGGGGGAGAAACGGUCUCAGGCUGCACUAAAUAGGCCCUUGUAACCAUUUUGUUGUAGUUUUUUUUUCUUUUUCAAACAAGAGGAAACAUGGAUUGUUACUGCUUUGGUCAUUAGUGACACAAUAUUAGUCUCAUGCCAUCUGUUACGGGGUUAAGCCCCAAUCAUCUUAAAGUUGGAGCACAAUAUGCUUCAUAUGGACAGUAGAGGUAAAUAAAUAAGACUGUGACACUGAAAUGUUUUUGCAUGUGCAGGUACCAUCUCAAACAAAUCUUUGGAGGUUGAAAUUUAUAUAUUUUUAACAGAACAAGAGAGAUAGAAAACUCUGUCCUCUUAAAGUGCAAUUUCAGAAACCCAUUUUUUAUGUUUCUAUAUAAAAUGUGUUUUUUCUUUUGUUAAAAAUAAAAAAGGAGACUCAUUUCUGCCCAGAUUGUUACAAAGUCACACCCCACUUUUUUUCCCUUAUUUUUGGAUACUUUUGAAAUUCACUCUUGUCUGACCUAAAGGGGAUAAGUAAUGUUACAGCCGCUGUUCAUCAUCUGUCUUCAUGUAGUUUUACACGAUGGUGACCUCACACAGCACAGGAAACCAGAAUUAUCUUAUGUUUUAACAGGACAUUUAGUUUGCAGCAUAAAUGUUUUGGGCCAAGAAUAAGCCAAAGGUUAGAUAACAGACAACAUUGCACUAGUUUUAGUUAUUUUUAUUGUCUUACAUGCCCUAGUUAUGUCUGUCUUAGUGAUAUCGUUGUUUUAUUUCUUUUGGAUUUUGUCUGGAUUGUUGAUGUUCAUAUUCUGGAACAAAUGGAGAUCUACUGAAAAUAAAUAUAGUUUGAUAGAAAUUGUAUCUCUGCGUUCUCACUGCAGUGCUUUCAUGUUGACCUAUGCACUCAUUCCCACAGUCACUGUGGGGUUUUUAACCUCCCUAAGACUACUAGAGCAAUCCAAGAUUACUACAGUAUAAUCGUUGUCAUCUGACAUACAUGAGCAGAGACAUUUUUUUUUGCUGCAAACACUUGUGCGCCUUGUCUCUCUGUCAUGGUUUUCUUUCUUUUUACCCCUCUCAAUCCUCUCUGCUUUUCCAUGGGGUUGUGGCAGGAU